This is a messenger RNA of Acanthosepion pharaonis, 495 nucleotides long. The record is from the annotation of a GenBank genome assembly. Lineage: Eukaryota; Metazoa; Mollusca; Cephalopoda; Sepiida; Sepiidae.
AUGGAAAAAAAAAAGAAAAACACGACUAGAUUUUUUGUUUUCUUUCAUUAUCUCAGCUGCACAGAUGUCAGGCAGAGGAUGGUGGAAAAAAGAGGUUAUUCCUAUUGGGAACAUAUCACUAAGAUGUGCUACUUAAGAGGUUCACCUGUAUGUAGUGAAGAAGAAAAGCAGAAAUGUUUGAAACAUAAAUAUGUUUCAUUAUUCACUGACUUUUGGCUUGAAAGACGACGAUCUCAAGAUGCCAUUUGGUCUUUCCUUUGCAUAAUCUUUUUAAUGGUGCUUAUGUUGGGCAUCAUAUGGUAUUAUGGUUUGUUUAACCGCAAAACAAAAAAAUAUAUAUCUGUGCAUGAGGACACCUGUCACUAUACAACUGUCAACAAAUUGAUUCAAGCAAAAGCCAAACUUCUUCCAAUGUUUCACAAGAAAAAAAGAAAGUCAAAGAAAAUUAUUGAGGACAGUGAUGUGUCAGUUGAUACAGACUAUGAAGAUUUCUGA